Messenger RNA from Penicillium pulvis, 473 nucleotides. RefSeq names its product SRPBCC domain-containing protein. Lineage: Eukaryota; Fungi; Ascomycota; Eurotiomycetes; Eurotiales; Aspergillaceae. The transcript has 3 exons. Bases 24 to 473 code for a protein of 149 amino acids. The record is from RefSeq and is a predicted model, not a curated record.
UUGCCUUACCCGCUUGACUCGAAAUGAUCGAAACUCAAAUCGAGAUUGCGGCUCCACCCAGCCAAGUGCGGGAUGUGCUCCUCGACUUUGCAACUUACCCAGACUGGCAAAAAUCGGGCCUUGUCCGCUUAUUAGAACCCGAGGAUUCGACUCGGACUUUGGCUACCUUGCAACCCGGCGAUAAGAUCAAGUGUGAUAUUGAUGGCAUGAAGUUCACGGCCGAGAUCAAGGAGAAUUCGGAGCAUCUGUUUCAAUGGCAAGGACCCCCCGUGAUGGGUCUGAUUGCUGGGCUACACAGCUUCCGCUUCGAAGCAACCGAGUCUGGGGGUACAAUCUUUACACAGUCAGAGGACUUUUCAGGUCUAAUUGCCUUCCUGAUGAGCCCUUCUCUGUUGGGGAGGAAAAUGCUUGGUCAAUAUUGUCAGUUUAACGAGGAGUUGAAGGCUCGCGCAGAGAGAGGUUCCUCAUCGUGA